AUGCCUUUUGGCGCUUACACCCAAAGCAUUGUUGAGGAGGCCGGGCUCAAAGAUGUAAGUGUGGCAGACCUGAGGCCGUCUAAGGUUCCUCCGUGGACCCUCCAGGACCCUUCAGUUGACAUUUCUAUCUCUAAAAAAUUAACGAAAUCAGACUUGCCGCACCUCGUCAAAGCUGAAACUCUCUCUCAUAUUGAUCAAAAUUAUGCUGAGCAUUUAAAAAUUUACACAGAUAGAUCUAAAAACCCAGAAACCGGCAUAGUUGCAUGUGCCUUUUAUAUUCCAUCCAAAAAUAUCAAAAAUAUUAAAAGACUCAGCAACCAUCUCUCCAUAUUUUCGGCUGAACUUUUGGCAAUUAAAGAUGCACUGGACUGGGUUAUCAGUAACAAGCCCAUACAUACUGCUAUCCUCUCAGACUCGCAAUCAUCAUUGCAGUCUAUACAAAACAGAGGUAGCAGCUCCAGACCUGAUUUGAUAAAAGACAUUUUGGAACAAAAUAAUAAGUGUCUGGAGAAAAACUUAAAGGUUACCAUGGUAUGGGUCCCAGCUCAUGUCGGCCUGAAGGGGAAUGAAGUGGUUGACGGGCUUGCAAAGGAGGGCCUCAGGCGUGUGAAGGUGAAUGAUCCGGUCCCUCUUGCACCCACAGAGGUCUAUUCACUAGCCCGCCAGCACGUCAUAAAUGAAUGGCGGUCGGCGAGGACACCUAAAACAUACAUUAAUACAUUUGAUAGGACCUCUGUGAGUCUCCAGCCUCCAAAUAAAUAUUCUAAUUUCUUUAGAAUUGAUAAAUGCAUAACGAGGCUGAGACUGGGCACAUCACAUCUCCCAAGAAGUGCUGGGAAAUAUAUUCUCAAAAGUGAUCCGAACUGUGCUCGGUGUUGA
Messenger RNA from Mya arenaria, 879 nucleotides. RefSeq lists its product as uncharacterized. The record is from RefSeq and is a predicted model, not a curated record. Lineage: Eukaryota; Metazoa; Mollusca; Bivalvia; Myida; Myidae. The transcript has a single exon. Bases 1 to 879 code for a protein of 292 amino acids. Gene Ontology annotation, molecular function: nucleic acid binding; RNA-DNA hybrid ribonuclease activity.